AAAGACGGAUGAAAUGCCACUAAGCAUUUUGACCGGCAUGCUAGCGAUUCUGCUGCCAGCUCGCAGAAUAAUGAUAAUAAAACUGUUAGAUAUUUAGUGCUACAUCUACGUCGUGAUAUACUUUACUUUUUCCAGCACCGUCCAUGUUGUUGAUGUUUACGUCCGGUUUAGCUUAGAACGAGCAAACCCGUGCUCAGACACUUUCCAACUGUGGCCAUCCUGUCUUAUCAGGGUUAUAUGGGGCUUUAUUAUUUGGAAUGUCCUGUCCUUGUGUAAGACAUUAGAAUGUGAUCUGAGGGAGAUUUGACUGCUAUUUUUACCUGUAGGGAUGGUGAAUCGUUUUUUAGAACCGGAGACGGAUUGCAGCGGGUGACGUAUAUGAGCCGAGAAAAUAAUUAACGUUUAAUUUCAUAAAUUCAUGUAUACGUCCAACUUAUAUUGAAUUGGCAUUUAUAGUUUUAAGGCUUAAAACGGCUAUCUUUCGAUAGUCAAGAAUAUUAAGAAACAAAUAAAAUUAAAAACAACCUGUUCUUUUCCCCACGAGGAAUGGGCAGUUGCCUGGAGUCCUCACAGGUCUAGGGUUUCUAUUCUGAUCUAUGUAUAGUGUGGCUUGAUAUCAAUAAAUACAUACAAUAAGGCUCAGUUCUCUAAGACGGCCCCGGGAAUGGGACUUCGAGGAAAACUGCACAUAUUUUCUGAUUUCUUUCGUAAACUGUUUCAAUUUUCUUUCUUGUUCAAUUAUACAAGUUUGAACGACUCUUAGUUUACCAGAACAUUCCAAUUAUUUUUAUUCAUUACUCGUGAAGUGUAAAGUAUAGUGGACAUGCCUGCAAUCCGAUAUGCAUGUGAUCAAGAUAAAUCGGUGUUGCUGCAUAAUUUUGAGGCCCGUGGUUGGGUAGCUGUAAACCCAGAUGAAAACUGGAACUUCUACUGGGCUUCAGUGCAGAAUAUCAGAGACAUCUUCAGUGUGGACAAUGGCUAUCGUUUAGCAGAUGACCAGAUCAUUAAUCAUUUCCCAAACCAUGUUGAGAUUACACGUAAGGAUUUAAUGGUGAAAAACAUCAAACGUUACAGAAAAGAACUUGAAAGAGAAGGAAGCCCUCUGGUGCAGAAAGAUGAAACUGGAAGAUAUUUAUAUUUAGAUUUCAUUCCUCAAACAUUUAUGUUACCUGCUGACUACAACUUAUUUGUUGAAGAGUUCCGUAAACACCCAAACACCACAUGGAUUAUGAAACCUUGUGGUAAAGCUCGUGGAAUUGGUAUAUUUCUGGUCAACAAACUUUCUCAACUCAAGAAAUGGUCCCGAGACAGCAAAACAAACAGCUUUGUUCCACCCACAGCUAAGGAUACCUACGUCAUCUCCAAAUACAUAGAUAAUCCUCUUCUGAUCAGCGGCAAAAAGUUUGAUCUUCGUCUCUAUGUCAUUGUCACAUCUUUCAGACCCUUGAAGUGUUAUAUGUACCAGUUGGGUUUCUGCCGCUUCUGUACUGUAAAAUACAAUGCUAACAUCACUGAACUGGACAACAUGUUUGUACAUUUGACCAACGUUUCCAUUCAGAAACAUGGUGAAGACUACAAUGCUGUACAUGGUGGCAAAUGGACUGUACAGAAUCUGCGACUUUAUCUUGAAAGUACUCGUGGCAAAGAGGUCUCGGAUAAACUGUUUGAUGAGAUUAACUGGGUUGUGGUCCAUUCCCUUAAAUCAGUUGUGAAUUGCAUUUCCAAUGACCGACAUUGCUUUGAAUGUUAUGGGGGUACAUCUAAUAUACCCGUGCAUCUUCGAUGCUGUGAAAUUCUCAUCGAAUCCCACUUUGAAGGUCACAUGUUUUCAGUCCAAGAGCAGGAAAUUGCUACAAAAUAUAAACACUAUCACCCACCACCGCCGCUACCACCACCACCACCACCAACAACAACAACAACACCACCCACUACCAUCAACAACAACAGCAUCAGUUGUCACAAGAACAAUACAGCAACAACAACAACAAUGUUGAUCGAAUCACUAAGAAUAACAAUAACAACAACAACUACUACUACUACUACCACUACCACCACAUCACCUCCAUUACUACUACUACUACUACUGCUACCACCACCACCACCAUCACCACCAUUACUACUACUACUACUACUACUACUACUACCACCACCACCACAACCACUGCCACCUCUACAAGAAGUUGGUAGGCUACUACUUCUUCUGCUAGAGUCUAAAAUCCUGCCAACUUUGGUAUUUGAUGGUUAAUUAACUGAUGUUAUCAGACAACUCUUCAGAAUUGCUCUCCAGUACCACCAGCGCCACCACCACCACCACUGACACCACCAGUGGUACUACAAUGACCACCGUUAUAACCACUGGCAUUACUAAAGCUUCUGCUGUCUCUCCCCCUCCCCCUGCACCACUGUCAUGU
Molecule: messenger RNA, 2411 nt
Organism: Octopus bimaculoides (California two-spot octopus)
Lineage: Eukaryota; Metazoa; Mollusca; Cephalopoda; Octopoda; Octopodidae
Product: polyglutamylase complex subunit TTLL1
Biological process (GO): microtubule cytoskeleton organization; protein polyglutamylation
Cellular component (GO): ciliary basal body
Molecular function (GO): tubulin binding; ATP binding; tubulin-glutamic acid ligase activity
Source: RefSeq, a predicted model, not a curated record